ACGUGCUCUGAAAAGUCUUCAGUUUGUGUGGCGAAUAAGAUGACAGAUAGCGGUGAGUUGAAGGGGAGGGCAAAAGUAUUUACUUAUUUGUACGAGUGAUUAUCAGUUGGGGAGUACUGUGAGCGUGCAUGCACUGCGUGUGCGCUGCCUGUUCCAGGAUUAUCUUUUCUUUAUACUUUACUUGUCCGUCUGUCCAUUCUUGAAGGGGUUCUUGAUAUGCUUACGACUUGCUGAAAGUGUAAACCUCCUUCAUGCUCAUACUCUCCCCUUCCACAUCUCAUACAGGUUAUGACUGUGGGGUUAGGUCAGAAUUGAAAGACUCCAUCUGGACGCUGCUUGCGGUGUAUACCUUCAUCUUUGCUGGGCUGCUGGUCGUCAUCACCAUGAUCUGCAUUCAGGUCAAGGUCAUCAGGAUAAUCUGGUUAAAGACUGUGAAGAGAAGACCGACCUUAGAUUCGAUAUUCCCCGAUCCACUUUUACCGACACCAGAUGUCGUCGUUACGUCACCAGAAGUGGAGGACUUUCAUCAUGUGUCCGCGGGAGCCGGGCAAAUAAACACAAGAACAGGCAUGGGAGAGAGGCCUCCACACCAGCUUUUCGAGAUUGGUUCUUCAGUCGACGCCAGCGUUGGAGAUUCGGUAGACCCCAGCCCAACGACGAGCGGGUUCAAAAGUAGUGACAAAAACCCAUCCAUGAAAUCGUCCUCGAGUCGGUCGAAAUCACGCAAAGAGAGGAAGGAUGUCGAGGUAUCCUCUCCCAACGACCGUUAUCUCAGCGUCCCCGGCAACUCCGACCUGGACUCCGAACGCAACUCCAGCGCUUCCACCUUACCCACCCUCAAGCGCUCGCUGUCGUCCUUUUUCAGUUGGAACUUGGUUAACAGCGCGUCAGCGUCCUUCACCAGCCUGAGGGAGCGGAUGAAGCCCACGACGUUCGACACCAGCUCGAUGUCGGAAAUCGGACGACAAGGGUUCCGUGUAGCGGUGCUGAUGAUGCUGGCCACAGUCGUCUUCUGCCUCUCCACCGUGCCCGCCCUCGUUGUGCUGGUGCUUUGGGCGACGGUCCGGGACCUGGACAACCGCGUCCGCUGCGAACGAAAUCUACUUCGCCAUUUACAAUAUCUGCAUGCGGUCCUACUUCCUGUCCGCUGCUGCUAAUCCCUUUUUGUACUCGUAUUCGAGACCCAGGUUUCGGUACGCAUUACUAAAACUCUUCGGACAAGACCCAGACAAGCAGAGAAGAAAAACUAUCAGGAAAACCAAGAGAAAAAACUGAAUAAUAUGUCAUAAUAC
This is a messenger RNA of Pomacea canaliculata, 1292 nucleotides long. RefSeq lists its product as uncharacterized. The coding region runs from base 252 to 1157 and encodes 301 amino acids. The record is from RefSeq and is a predicted model, not a curated record. The transcript is spliced from 2 exons. Lineage: Eukaryota; Metazoa; Mollusca; Gastropoda; Architaenioglossa; Ampullariidae.